Messenger RNA from Thermothelomyces thermophilus ATCC 42464, 2182 nucleotides. RefSeq lists its product as uncharacterized. The transcript has a single exon. The coding region runs from base 185 to 1369 and encodes 394 amino acids. Gene Ontology annotation, molecular function: FAD binding. Lineage: Eukaryota; Fungi; Ascomycota; Sordariomycetes; Sordariales; Chaetomiaceae. The record is from RefSeq and is a predicted model, not a curated record.
UCACGAUCAAAGCACACCUCAAGAUACCAAACUCGGAGUCCCUCUUGCACAUAACUAGCGGACGGCGGUAUCCCCGUCUUUUCCAUCUCGACUUGGCAAGCAGCCACAAGCACCAAAUACGAGGAAAGAAGGAGGAAAGGCAAAGAAAAAACGAAAAGAAAAGAGAGAAAAAAACACCAGCACAAUGUCGACACAGAAGCCAGUCCUGAUUGCGGGCGCGGGAAUCGCGUCUCUGCUCCUUGCUCAUUCCCUGCGUCGGUCCGGGAUACCCUUCAGGAUCUUUGAACGCGAUGCUUCGUUUGUCUUUCGAGCGCAAGGGUACAGACUACGCCUUUCUGCGGAAGGGCUCGAGGCCAUCGAAGAGGUUCUCGACCCGGACACGUUUAAGCGGUUCUGGGACAAGUGCGGCAAGACGGACGGGUCCAAGUUCACCGAGUUCGACGCCGUGACCGGGGAAGAGAAGGAGAGCCGCAUCGCGGGGCAGCAGGCGCUGGCAUCGCGGGACGGCAAGGUCGUCGGCAUCGCCCGCGGAGACAUGCGCAGGAUCUUUGCCGCGGGUUGCGAGGCGCACAUCGAGUGGCGCAGGGAGGUCACAGGCUACGAGCUGACCGACGACGGCGUGAGGGCGCUCUUCGCCGACGGCACCAAGUCGGUCGAGGGCUCGCUGCUCGUUGGCGGGGAGGGCAUACGAUCGCGCGUCGCCAGGCAGCUCUCGGGCGGCAAGCUCAAGGUCUACGACACGGGAGCCAGGGGCAUCCACGGCCAGGCGCCCACCACGGCGUUCGGGGGCCUCGGCGAGGGCGUCUUCAUCAUACGCGACGACACGCACCCGGACGGUUCGUUCGCCCUCAUCACCAACGUCCGGCCCGGGGAGCUCGACGACCCCUCGGUCCGGUUCGGGUGGACCAUGUCGGCCCAGCCGGGCGUGAUCCGCCCCCCCAACGACGACCACACCAUCGUCGGCAAGCCGGCCGCGGACGUGGCCCGGUCGCUGACCAGGAACUGGCACCCGCGCUUCCGGCCGCUGAUCGACCAGCUCGACGAGCCCGAGGCCGCCUUCUGGAAGAUCACCUGCUCGGCGCCGUCGGGGGUGCCCGAGUGGCCCAACGAGCCCCGCGUGACCCUCAUCGGCGACGCCGUCCACUCCAUGACGCCCGCCGCCGGCCUCGGCGCCAACACGGCCGUCCGCGACUCGGCCCUCCUCGGCCGGCUCCUGCGAGAGGCCGGCGGCUGCAAGCCCGGCGUCACGGCUGCGUAUGAGAAAGAGAUGCGCAUCUACGCCAGCCAGGCCGUGGGCCAGAGCUAUGCCACCGCCGUGCGCCAGUUCGGCAUAAAGAUCGACGAAGAGGCCACACGAACUGUUUUCUAAUCCGUCAAGGGGCACCUUAAUUAGUUUUAUUCGAGGAGGCGUGGCCUUGAGUAAUAUGUAUAGCUAUCUCCUGACGAGCACGAUCUGAAACCGGAGAUUUGUGGGCUGUCAGCUGCCCGCUUUUGUGGUUCUUGAUCCGGAGCGCAGCCAAUCUAUUCUUCCCAGCUUGUUUACCUCAGGUAUUACAUCUUGAUUAAUUAUGCAUGAUCAUCACCUGUGCUUCGUUUAAUUAGGGCGCACUGUGGAAGCGUGUUGAAGUCUUGUAUGCUACAACAGUACGCCAGAGGUCAGCCAAAAUCGGAAAACAGCAUCUAAUCACCCGACUGUUUGUAUGGCCAGGGAUCUGCAUCUCGUGCUCUUCUGGGCGGUCUGAAUGUUUGACAGGUAAGUCUCGCCCGAUGGUACGACCGGUACGAGUAAUUACAAGGAAUAAUAGCUGGACCGAGAUUGUCCACUUGUUUGGAUUUCCCUAGGAGAGCUGCUAAAAGGAAAGACCAAGAAUCUUGUGAGGUGCCAAUUAUGUGUUAAUAGUCGCAAUCAACAUAAAACGGAAGAAAGAAAAGAGCAUAAGGUCAUGUACCAAAACAUUUUAGAGUCCCCGAAAAAUCAUGUGAAGAACAACAACAGCGAAGUAAAGAACGAAGAGAAUGCAAAAAAUCGUUGAACCGUCCCCUCAUUCAACCGUUGUUAAAUAAACCGUUCAACGAGCCGACGACGAAGUCCCUUGAGCCUUCUCGGCCGCCUUCUCCGGCUUGGCUAUGAACAUGGCGUAGACACCCGCGAGACCGAGCGCGCCGAGUCCGAGGUACCUGC